AUGUCCGACACAAAGCACACAACAACGCCUGAGGCCGCCGCUGCCGCUGCAGCAGAUAUUGUUAGGAAAGCGAAGAGGGAGGGGACUCUCAGCAAGCUGACUCCGAGGCUAAUACGCCGAGAGGUCGAGCAGCAACUUGGAGCGGCGGAAGGAGAGUUCGAUGCUAAGGAGUAUAAGAAGGCCAUUACUGGGGCCAUUGCGUCCGCCAAGGAUGAGCCGGAGGAAGACGUUAAGCCACAAAAAUCGAGCAAGAAACAAGUAACCCCUGGGGACAACACGACCCCUCCACAGAAAGCUGGGACACACAAGUCCAAAUCAGUGAUAGAAUCAGAGGAGGAAGAGGACGAGGCGCCGAAGAAGUCUAGACCCAAGCAACCCACCUCUGCUCCCGUUGUGCAGUCUUCAGAAGAUGAGGCAGAGCAGACUGCCUCCGCAGAAAAACCACCACCCGAAUCCAAGAAGCCUAAUGAGGGUAAGCCGCCCAAGAAGAAACGGAAGAAGACGCCCAUAGCCUCUGAGGAUGAGCGCGAACAAGCUGACACCAACCCGCGGGGAAAACCUAAGAGCAAGUCCGCCGAUGCCUCCAAGGUCUUCGUCCCCGUGGGUGGAACGCCGGAGGUUGACGCUGGGGAGAAAAGCGACUCUGAAUUGUCCGUCCUUAUUGACGAACCGCCGAAGAAGAGAACGAAGAAAAAGAAGGAAGAUGGGGAACCCAAGCGCAGCAAGACCAAAGACUCUAAGUCAUCCAAAGAAAAACUCGGGAAAACUUCCAAGACAAAAUCGAGCGACAAUUUCUCAAAAGACGAGGAAACGAUCAAACGCCUCAAGUCAUACGUGGUGGCCUGCGGCGUGCGCAAAAUAUGGUCCAAAGAAUUCGAAGGCCUGGACAGACCCUCGCAGCAAAUCGCACGGCUGAAGGAGAUCCUCGCCGGCCUGGGCAUGACCGGCCGACUCAGCAUGGAGCAGGCCAAGCAAAUACGGGAGAAAAGGGAGCUGGAGAAAGAACUCGAGGAAGUGCGUCAGUUUGAGGCCAAGAUGCUUGCCAAGGGCACGAGGAAGCAUAAGACGUCGGAGGACACGGCCGAAGAAGACGGCGAGGAAGAGGAGGAAGGGGAUACGAGGAGAACGCAGAGGAAUGCUGCCCGGCGGAGUAUCAUGGCCUUCUUAGGUGACGAGAGCGAUGAUGAGUGAGGUGGAAGAUGCUCCUAGACUCUCAGUUAUGCGUAUUUAUCGAACUGCAUAGUCAUACAUUUACUGUUUAUCCAAUAAAUCCACCACUGUUAUUUUACAGUAAGCUAAAGGGUCCCUGCAUAGUGGUACAGUUCAUGUCCAGCGACCUCCCAAUCCCAGAUUUGUUAUUCAAGGUGAAUUGUGAAAA
Molecule: messenger RNA, 1378 nt
Organism: Gloeophyllum trabeum ATCC 11539
Lineage: Eukaryota; Fungi; Basidiomycota; Agaricomycetes; Gloeophyllales; Gloeophyllaceae
Exons: 12
Coding region: 1-1191 (396 amino acids)
Cellular component (GO): nucleus
Source: RefSeq, a predicted model, not a curated record